Molecule: messenger RNA, 3788 nt
Organism: Fragaria vesca subsp. vesca
Lineage: Eukaryota; Viridiplantae; Streptophyta; Magnoliopsida; Rosales; Rosaceae
Exons: 7
Coding region: 1-3558 (1185 amino acids)
Biological process (GO): protein transport
Source: RefSeq, a predicted model, not a curated record
AUGCUUCACCGGAGCUUCAAGCCCGCCAAAUGCAAAACGGCGUUGAAGCUUGCCGUUUCGAGAAUAAAGCUGUUGAAGAACAAGAAAGAUGCACAGGUGAAGCAGAUAAAGAGGGAAUUGGCCCAACUGAUGGAGAGUGGGCAGUACAGGACUGCUAGGAUUCGGGUUGAACAUGUGGUGAGGGAAGAGAAGUUGAGGGCAGCGUAUGAACUUGUCGAGAUAUAUUGCGAACUUAUUGCAGCAAGAUUGCCUAUGGUUGAGGCGCAGAAGAACUGCCCAAUUGAUCUGAAGGAAGCAGUAUCUAGUGUAAUAUUUGCAUCUCCUAGAUGUUCGGACGUACCAGAACUCAUGGAUAUCCGCAAGCAUUUCACAGCAAAAUAUGGAAAGGAGUUUGUCUCUGCAGCUGUUGAACUGCGCCCGGAUAGUGGUGUAAGCCGCAUGUUAAUUGAGAAAUUGUCUACCAAAUCACCUGAUGGCCCUACCAAGAUGAAGAUUUUGGCUGCAAUUGCAGAGGAACAUAAUGUUAAAUGGGAUCCUGAGGCAUAUGAAGAGAAGCCUCCUGAAGACCUGCUGAACGGACCAAAUACUUUUGGCAUGCCCAGUCUAGAUUCUGCUCCACCUCCACCUACUCAUGAUGUCAGGGUGCCUCCUAAUGUUCAAGUUCCUAAUAGCAUGGCCAGUAAAGCUCAUGUGGAACCCCCCCCUGGUCCACCUCCACCUGAUCAAGCUCCUAAUGCUCAAGUUCCGCGCAGAAAUUAUGAGUAUCAUAAUAGACCCAUGAACUCUCAUGAGCUGAAUGCAAGGUCAUCACCUCGCUCGGAUGAUUCUGCUUCUACAAAUGUUUCUGCCAACAACGCAACCACAUCUGCCAACUUUCAUCCAGAAACGACAUCUUCAGGCAUCAGAAGUGAUCAAAUGGAAAUGCAUGCAUUUCCUGGGGAUGAUAAUUCGUCGGGCAGGCAGAACUGGAAUAUGCAAUUUAAGGAUGCCGCCUCUGCAGCACAGGCAGCUGCUGAAUCAGCAGAACGAGCAGGCAUGGCAGCUAGAGCAGCUGCAGAACUCUCGAGGCAAUAUUCCUCUGAAAUGCACAAUAGAAGUAACCAGUCAGCCUCUGUGCCAACUAAUACAAGUUCCAUUAACAAUGAGCAUUUGGUGAAUAAUAUCCAGACAGCAUAUCAAUAUCCUCAAAAGAAGUCACCUGAACAACAAAGGCGUGACAGUUUAGGUAAGGUGAGCAUGAAGAGACAGUCUGGUAAUUUUGUGGAUAUGCAUGCGAGUGAGAUGCAAGCUGCUAUCAAACCUGAGAAUAUUCCCUACUUUGGAGAUAUAAGAUCUGAAAAGAAAUCUAGCAGGACUUCCUCCCCAUCUAGUUCAAGCGUUGUUAGUGAUCAUCAGGAAGAUGUUUUGAAAGAGGAUGACCAUAUCAAUUAUUUCACAGAUCUGGGUACUGAAAACCAAUCUAUCAGGUCCCCCUCUCCUUCUCAUUCAGGACAUUUUAGUAACAAUCACGGCAACUUCUCAAGUGUUUCUGGUGAGGAUUCUUUUGUUAGUGAUGCUAACAUCCAUCAAAGCACAAUUGGAAUGACUUCUGAGGGAAAUGCUUCUCUAGUUUUUGAUGAUUCUGGUUCGGACGAUGAUAACUAUAAGGGACAAGAAACAAGUUUGUUUUUCUCCUCUCCUGCUAGAAACUCAUUCCCUUCAGCUAGUUUAGAUCCUUGGAGUUUCGAGCAAAAGACAGAUGAAGUACCAUUCAAGAGCGUUUCGCCAGUACGUUCUUCGCCAGUGCAGCACGCUGUUUUUUCUGAAGGAUUGACAGGUUCUACAGUUCCUUCAGAACCAAAUGACUUCUUGCCUGUUACUUUUGAUGCUUCAGAUGGCCCAAGUUCAGACAGUGAGGAGGAGUUGGACACGUCCAAGCAGACUAUUCAAUCCUUAAAUUCAGGGAAGAAUCAGAGUACAAGCCAAAGGUCAUUAGCAUCUUCAUCGUAUGAUGAUGUACAUCCUGAGAGAAGCCAGGGGAUGGAAUACAGUUUUUUCUCAGAUAAGAGGUUUGGUGAUGGUGACUUGCCCAGUAGUGAACCAUCUCGAAGGCUGAAGAACUCUGGAUUAGAUGCAAAUGCCAAGGAACAUUUACCUCAAACAGUGAAAGACAGUGAGGAAUGUAGUUGUGUAAGUGAUACUGACAAUGAGUUGUUGGCCUUUGGGGUCUUGAAAGGUGGCCUCCGGAACAAGGGUUAUAGUCUUCCAUCAUAUAAACGGAAUUCAUCGGGCACUGCUUUUUCGGGCAAACAAGUUACUCAAGAUACUCCACCAGUCGGGACUUCGGAUGUUUCUCAUAUGUCUAGUGAAGGGCCAUAUACCCGGAAAGGGAGCACUAAGCUAAAUAAGGAACGAAGCACUAAAACCCCUGUCACAGAUGUCGCUCCUUUUGAUGAUUCUUCAGAUGAUGAACUCUCACAUGAAACUCUAAGCAGUAGUCGCCAAGACCUGUACAAUCAGAAAUCGGUCUCUUCAGUAGUACCUGAUGAUUCUUCAGAGGAUGAACUGUCACAUGAAACUCUUAGCAGUAGUGGCCAAGACCUGUACCAUCAGAAAUCAGUCUCCCAAGGAAAGACAAGCUCAAUGUCUGCAUUUUUCUUUAAUUCAGAGGAUAGUGAGGCUGAGGAAGAUCUUCCUAGAAAGAUUUCCACCACAAUUGCUCGUCCAAGUCCACAACUUUCUAGAAGGACACAACCCUCUUCUUCAAAUUCUGUUAGAAGUUCUGGCUUAAGGACAACUGUUGCUCCUGAUGCACCAAGGACUUCAGACUACGGAAAAUCUUCUUCAAGAAGUUCCAAUGCCACUGAAACUCUACCAGAGCCUUCAGUAAGUCAGGAAUGGCAGAGACCUAUAGAACAAACAACCUCUUAUUCAAUUCCAGAAUCCAAGAAGACCGGGACAUCAGUCUAUGGAAGUUCCUCUUCAAGAAGUUCUAAUGCCACUGAAACUCUACCAAGUGCCUCGUCCCAGACCAAGAGCUCAGAACGUUUGGCAAGUCAGGAGUGGCGUAGACCAGUAGAACAAGCAGCUCCUAAACCAAUACCAGAAUCUAAGAGGUCUUCACGUGUAGAGACUUCAAAGUCAAUUGCAAGGGAGGAAUCAUCCAAUACCCCUCCAAUGAUUGUAAGAUCAGAGAGAACUGAAGCUACUGAAACUUCAAGGCCCUCAGGUUCAAAGUCGCUUGGAAGAGAACAAUCAUCUAAUCCUCCCAAGAUUGAAAGAUCAGAAAGUAGCGAAAGCUCAAAGUCUUCAGGUUUGAAGUCAUUUGCUAGAGACCAAUCAUCCAGUCUUCCUGCAAAGGUUGUAAGAUCAGAGAGAACUGAACCUUCAAAGUUCUCUCCUCCAAAGUCAUAUACAAGGGACCAAACAUCCAAUCCUCCAAAGAUUGUAAGAUCACAGAGCACUGAAACUUCGAAGUCCUCUUCUUCAGUGGGAAAGGCUUCUCAUGUCCACCCUAAGCUCCCUGACUCGGAUGACUUGUUCGCUAAGUUUGCAGCCCUCAAGCAGAAUCGUCAAUAAACCAAUUUAUUUGCACAUACAAUAUAGGAUAUUUUUUUGUGAGUAUUAGAUUCUUUCAUUUACUUGAAUUUUUGGCCAGUGUCAAGUACUGUGAUUGCUGCUACAUGCCACUGUGUGAGUCCCUGCUUCUUUUCUCUUUUGUACAUGUGCAAGAGAUGAUUGUUACAUAGUUCUGUAAUAAAGGUUUACCCAAGUGCUAUAUGUUAUAUCUUGUGACUUAGCUGUGUCGU